UGGCCGCAUGCAGCUUGCACUGCUGCACACAGCGAGUGUCGGAGGGCAAAGCCACGGAUGCGCAGGAGUGUUCUUGUCCUUUUUCAUUUGAAGGAGAUACGGUGUCGGACGUCGAAAGAAACCAGGGAAUUUAAAAAAAAAAAAAAAAAAAAACAGGAGACGCUACACUUGAAUGUGAAAAUGGAGCUUCCCGCCGCGGGAGAGCACGUCUUUGCGGUGGAGAGCAUCGAGAAGAAGCGGAGCCGGAAGGGAAGGAUUGAGUAUCUGGUCAAGUGGCGUGGAUGGUCCCCAAAGUACAAUACAUGGGAACCAGAGGAGAACAUUCUGGACCCAAGGCUGCUUGAUGCUUUUGAAGACAGGGAACGUCAAGAGCAGCUGAUGGGCUAUCGCAAGAGAGGACCGAAGCCCAAGCACCUUCUGGUUCAGGUCCCUUCUUUUGCCCGGAGAUCCAGUAUACUUGCUGGCCUUCAUGAGUCAUCCCUGCAAGAAGACAGCUGUCACAACACCAGUUCAGUUCCAAUGCUGCGUCCCCAGAGCCAGCAGUACCAGCUGAACAGCAAGAGGCACCAUCAGUACCAGCCCAUGAGCCGAGACGGUGAGACGGAGCCGCACGCCAAUGGCAAGAAGUUCUACUAUCAGCUCAACACCAAGAAGCACCACCACUACCAGCCAGACCUGCAGGUGUGCGAGUCUGUGUUUGCAAAACCCAGAGAGGUCAACGCUCCGGAGCAGCCUAUUAAGGGGUACAAUCUCCCCCCUGUGCUGCAGCAAAAAUGGUUCCGGGACAAGACUUCAGGCGUCUUGACUAAAGUAAAGGACAUCACCAUGGAGCUGAAAAAGCUCCCUGCAGACCUCAAUGGUCACAAAGAACUAGAGAAUGCAAAGCCUAAAGACCAUGCAUCAGCACAGCAGCAUAAUUGUGUCAGUGGCAGUAAACUAAAAAUUGUGCAAAACAAAAACAAGAAUGGACGGAUUGUUAUUGUCAUGAGCAAAUACAUGGAAAAUGGAAUGGAGGCGGCAAAAGUCACAAAUGGUGAAUCCCAGUCUGUCGAGACAUUUUCGCAAGGAGCAGACAAUACAGAAAGGCACCUCGAGAAGAUGAAGCUGGUCAAACAUCUUGGCCUCGUUAAUGGAUUUGCAGAGAAACCCAAAGCCGUCUCCAAAUUCACGGGAGAUUGUACCAAAGAAAAUGAACAGUCCGCCCAAACUAAGCUCGCUGUGACGGAACAGGAUAAAUGUGUUGAGGUCAGGGGUCAGUGUCUGCUUUCAAAGGAUCAGCCUUUACAAUUGACAACCAAGCCUAAUCUGCUCUCUUUGCCUGUGGACACUACGGUUCCCGCGUUCAGUGACAGAAAAACAACCCAAGAUGAAUUUCAAGGAUUAAAGCGACACCUUUCUGACACUGACAGCAAGGAGCAUGGGAGUAACAAGAGGUUUUUAAGCUCCCGCCACACAGUCUCCUCACCCAACCAAAGCAUUAGCACUCACCAAAAUGGCCUCCAGGGUCCCUUUGCAUUGCAGUACUGCGACUAUGCUGAUCGCGAUCAAGAGGAGCCUAUUGACUUGAGCAUUGUUAAGUCCAGGCCUCAAGUUGCCACUUCCGCAGCGAGCCAGCCGGAGCUACUCACACAGGAUGGAACACAGACCGACAUGCAAGUGAAAGAGCAAACUGAAAGUCAGCCGCAGGCUGGAACACAAAAGAUUGCAAAUGUGGACACGCUUGAUUCGUCGCUUGUUGGUGACCAGGAAAAAGGGAAAGUGGAGAUGUUUCCCUCUUUCCAGCCGUUCCUUGGGAAUAUCGUCAUCACAGACAUAACUACAAACUGCCUCACAGUUACCUUCAAGGAGUAUGUUACAGUGUAACUGUGUACAUGUGCAUAAAAUAUAAUUGUAUUUUCAAAGGCUUGAAUGUGCAAACAGAACCAGUUUUAUAUAUAUAUAUAUAUAUAUAUAUAUAUAUAUAUAUAUAUAUAUAAUUUUGUAUAGCUCAAAAAGACAAGCAUUUGGAUUCUUUAUUUGCUUAUUUCCUGCAUGAUAUUAUUCAUUUGUUGUGACUUUAUUAUAUGCAGUAUUUCAAACUUAGUUCAGAAAGCAAGGAAAAGAAUGUUAGAACUAACUGAAAAUGCACUUACAUUCUUGUUAAUGUUUUUUUUUUGCAAUUUCUGCUCUCUACAGUAUACAGUCAAACACUUGUAAAGAAUAUAGGCUUUAUAGAAUUGUUUGUACAGAAGAAAUUUAUAUUGAAACAUGGUCAAAUACACUGUAUGUGUGCGUGUGUGCUUGCGUGUUAGCAAAAAGUGUGAAUACAUGGACAGAUACGUGCUGUUUGGAUACGUGUUUAAAACGAAUAAGAAAAGCACCUUUUUCAACAAGUGUCAUUUGUAUUUUUGAGGAGGAGUGUCAAAUGAAACUUUAUCAAUGUUGCUUAUGGUUUGAUUUGUCCCUGUUGGUAUUGUCUGACACUGCCUCGGCCACUCUAAGAUGGUGCAACCAUGUACGUAUUUAAUUUAUGAUUUGCAGCACUGCAGUGUGAAUUCUUUGUGUGAAAUGUAUAACAAUAGUUGAGCUGUGUAGUCCAUUCGAUUCGUACCACCAGCUGGGUAAUCCAUCAUUUGACUCCACGCUCUGUGCGGCCCACACAUCUGUGUAGCGGGUUUUGCGUGUGUUUCGUAAGCACAUAUCAAACCCUUAUUGAAUAUCUUUGAUGACAGUGGUAAUUUAAAACGAUUCUACAAGCAUAUCCAGAGGUUCUCUUGUAUCUUACUGAAUGCCUCUCACUUUAUAUGGCAUGUUUUCACAGAAAUAAUCAUUACAACACGUGAUUUGUAUCCAGAGGGUGCAGUGAUGUACUUUCAUGUUUUGUGUGCAGAGUAAGCGAAUGCUUCCUAAACAUUUUUGCAAUAAUAAAAUUAUUUGCAGAUUCAA
Molecule: messenger RNA, 2925 nt
Organism: Phycodurus eques (leafy seadragon)
Lineage: Eukaryota; Metazoa; Chordata; Actinopteri; Syngnathiformes; Syngnathidae
Product: E3 SUMO-protein ligase CBX4-like
Exons: 5
Coding region: 58-1863 (601 amino acids)
Biological process (GO): negative regulation of DNA-templated transcription
Source: RefSeq, a predicted model, not a curated record